GUGUAUCUGUGAGGUUGCGAGGUCCAUCAAGUUCCAAUGGCACAGGUCGUGUGGAAGUACUCUACAAUGGACGAUGGGGGACAAUUUGUCAUAAUAGUUGGGAUAUAAACGAUGCUAGGGUUGUGUGUCGUCAACUUGGUUAUCCAUAUGCUGCUAGAGCUCUUCGGGGAAACCAAGUUCCUGAUGGAACUGGACAGAUAUGGUUAGAAUAUGUCAGAUGUACUGGAAAUGAAGAAAAUUUAAUAAGUUGUUCUAAUAACGGAUGGGGAAAUACUUAUUGCUGGCAUUAUCAGGACGCAGGAGUAGAAUGUUCGGCAACAGGUAAAAUGAUAAGUUACAAUAAUAUCAGUAUUGUAUUUUAGCACCCGUGAUGCUCUGGAAAUGAGGAAAAUUAAAUCAAUUGUUCUCAUAAGACAUAACGGAUGGGGAAUACUGCAUGCUGACAUUAUCAGUAGGCAGGAGUACAAUGUUCGGCAACAGGUGAAAUUGUAAGCCACAUAACAAUUUGCAUUAUUGGACAGCUGCAUGAAAUACAGUUUUUACAUUUUUUUAGUAUUAUGAAGAAUGGUGAUGAUAAUAGCAAUUCAGAAGACCAAAAAUUGAAUAUUUUCUAUCAUGACCUAAAAUUUCCCCAUAUUGAACAAGCCCUUGUCAAUAUUUACGACUAGACCAAAGACUCAUCUGCAGAGAAACAUAAAACAAAAUAAUAUCUGUAAUUGUAUCGUAAUAACAUGUUUCGAUAGAAUGUUUAAAGACUCUUUUCUGUGUAUGUUUAAUAUUCAAUAUAGAUGUGGAUGAAUGUGCCCGAGGAUUGGACAACUGUGGUAGUAAUUCUCAAUGUAUUAACACUGAUGGAAGUUUUUUCUGCAGAUGUAACCAUGGUUUUACCGGAAAUGGCGUAUACUGUUAUGGUGAGUAGUACCUCGGAAAAUUAUUGACCUUACAGCCAUAUUGCAAUGAUAGUCCACUAUGGUUCUUUGUCUGAACCCAAUGCGUUACAAUUUAUAACAAUUUAUCACUCUCAAUCACUUUACACAACCAUGUCAGUUAUCCAGGGGAUGCCACAAAUUAGUUGUGCGGAUUGUGAAAGACAAAAUUGUCGAAUACAAAUUCGCCAAAAGGAGAAAUGCCAAAGGAAAUAAAAUUAGCACAAGGUUUUAUCAUAUCUUGUGUUACUCAAUGAUUAACUGUUCAUUAAAGGCCCUAUUGACUGUCGUACUAGCGUAUGCCAACGUAUGUAGAAUAUCACCGGUACGUGAAGAACGCUGACAUACGCUAGGGGUACGUAUGAAAAUAAUUUCAUUAAUUUCAUAUUACACUUCUCAUAUACGUUUCUCUUAUACGCAAUAGCGUACGUGGCAGGGCCUUAAGGGUCGGUAUAUAUCGCCGCUAAGAAACCAAAUCAAUGAUGCAGCAUUCUCUAGAAUUUGUUCAAACACUCAUUCGAAACCAGUAUAAAUAAUCAAAAGUUUGUUAUUUCAAAUAUGUAAAAUAUUUACAGUAUUUCCACAUAUAGGCCUAUCACAUCCACGAUAUGUUUUCUUUUAUCCCAAUUGGAUUUACAAAAAUAUCAUUCAUGCACGGUGCAUUUUUAUCCUUAGAUAUCGAAGAAUGUGCUCUAUCGAAUUCCAGCUGCGAUUUCAAUGGUUAUUGCACCAACACUGCUGGAUCUUUUUUCUGCACUUGUUACACUGGAUAUAUCCUAAAUGGAACUGUUUGCCAAGGUAAAUAGAGAAUUCAUGUUCUUUUUUAACAUAAAUUCGACCGCAGUGAUUGAGUACCAAAGAACUGAAUAUGAUAAAGGGGUAAAAUUAAUUAUAUCAAGAAAAACUACUGAAGUUUAUAAAAUGUUCAUCCAUUUAUUUGUUAUGGUUCUUUAGAUAUAGAUGAAUGUUCGCUAUCUCUUGACGAUUGUCACCCAAAUUCAAACUGCACCAAUAUUGAUGGAUCUUUCCUGUGUACUUGUGAGAGUAAAUUUGCAAGAAACGAAUCUCUUUGUCAAG
This is a messenger RNA of Paramuricea clavata, 2003 nucleotides long. The record is from the annotation of a GenBank genome assembly. NCBI's taxonomy places the organism in Eukaryota, Metazoa, Cnidaria, Anthozoa, Malacalcyonacea, Plexauridae.